This is a messenger RNA of Phlebotomus papatasi, 2011 nucleotides long. Its product is annotated as beta-catenin-like protein 1. The transcript has 2 exons. Gene Ontology annotation, cellular component: spliceosomal complex. NCBI's taxonomy places the organism in Eukaryota, Metazoa, Arthropoda, Insecta, Diptera, Psychodidae. The record is from RefSeq and is a predicted model, not a curated record. Bases 282 to 1988 code for a protein of 568 amino acids.
AGUACAGCAGGCAGCGCUAUCGUGGCCAUUCCGCAAAAUUGUAUUGUUUUGACGUUUCUGUAAACGAAAAAUUUUUACCUUUUGCAUUUUCCUAGAAAAUUUCUAAUUUUCUUAGAUUUCACUCAAGAUUUCUUGGAAUAUAACUGAAAAAUAGUUUUUUUUACGACUUUGAGAAUUUAAAAUCAGUGUUUUGUUUUGAAUCACUAGAAAUAUUGUGCAGGUUUUCCUUGUGAAAAGGAAAGUGUGCUUGCUUGGAUUUUGUCAACAAAUUCCCAAAAGCCAUGGAUAUUGGUGAAUUGUUGGCUUAUAAGCCGGAACAGACACCUAAACGUAAAAGUGAUGAUGAUCCAGAAACAGAUGAACAAGAGCCACCAACUCCGGAGCGCCCAUCGAAACUGAGGAAAUCAUCCUACGACAUCCCUGACACACCUACCCGGGAUUCGAAACCGCAGGAAGAGGAGGAAUCCUUGUCAUUUCGAUCGCCAGGACAGGCUGAAAUUGAGAAACUCAACAUUAUGCGAUACGUAGAGAAUGAGGCAGCCGAUGUGGAUAUCCUGAAUGAGGCUGGCUUGCGGAAACUCGUCCUAAUAUUCGAAAAGCGAGUUCUUAGGAAUCAGGAGAUGAGAAUCAAGUUUCCUGAGAACCCAGAAAAAUUUAUGGAGACGGAAUUGGAACUGCACGAAGUUCUGCAGCAACUCCAUGCCAUAGCCACUGUUCCUGAUCUCUAUCCUCUCUUCGUGGACUUGCACGCUGUUCCAAGCUUGCUGGAGCUGCUGGCGCAUCCCAAUACAGAUAUUAGUGUGACUGUGUGUGAUUUACUGCAGGAGCUGACGGAUGUGGAUAUCCUUCAUGAGAGUAUCGAAGGAGCUGAGGUUCUGAUUGAAGCGCUGAGGAAGCAGCAAGUCUGUGCACUUCUGGUGCAGAAUCUCGAUCGUAUGGACGAGACGGAGAAGGAAGAAGCCAAAGGAGUUCAUGACACACUGGCUGUUUUUGAGAAUCUAAUGGAGAUCAAGUCGGAAGUUUGUGUAGAAGCUGCCAAUCAGGGACUUAUGCAGUGGAUUCUCAAACGUCUAAAGGCCAAACUUCCCUUUGACGCCAAUAAACUCUACUGCAGCGAAAUUAUGUCAAUUCUCAUCCAGGAGAGCAAGGAGAAUCGGCUGCUGCUGGGAACACUGGACGGUAUUGAUGUUCUACUGCAGCAAUUGGCCAUCUACAAACGCCACGAUCCGGCCACAGUGGAGGAGAGGGAGUUUAUGGAAAAUCUGUUCAACAGCAUGUGCUCAGCUCUAAUGGCAGCAGAGAAUAGAGAGAAAUUCCUCAAGGGUGAGGGCCUACAGCUCAUGAAUUUGAUGUUACGCGAAAAGAAACUCUCGCGCAAUGGGAGUCUCAAAGUUUUGGACUAUGCAAUGUCUGGACCGGACGGAAGGGACAACUGCAAUAAGUUUGUGGAGAUUUUGGGACUGCGGACAAUUUUUCCGCUCUUCAUGAAGACACCUAAGAGGAAUAAAAAAAGACUUCUUGGAACAGAUGAAUAUGAAGAACACGUCUGCUCGAUCAUUGCCAGCAUGCUGAGGAAUUGCAAGAGUGGCCAGAGACAGCGACUUCUGGCUAAGUUUACAGAAAAUGACUUUGAGAAAGUUGAGCGUCUGAUGGAAUUCCAUAUGAAGUAUUUGGCCAAAGUGGAAGCAAUUGAUGAGAAACUUGAGGAGAAUCCUGAUGAAGUUGAAGAUCCAGAUGCAAACUAUCUCACUCGGCUUUCAGGAGGACUCUUUACUCUUCAGCUCGUGGAUUACAUCAUUCUGGAAAUCUGUGCAACCAACGAGGUAGUCAAACAGCGAGUCCUGAAAAUUCUCAAUAUGCGAGGGCAAGAGAUGAAAACCAUCAGGUCGGUCAUGAGAGAAUAUGCGGGAAAUUUGGGGGAUGCUGGAGAUAAGGAAUGGCGUGAUCAAGAAGAAGCGCAUAUAAUUCAACUUGUCGACAGAUUUUAAUAAAAGUUUUUCAAUGGAGGUAA